Talaromyces atroroseus is the source of this 1593-nucleotide messenger RNA. RefSeq lists its product as hypothetical. The transcript is spliced from 5 exons. The coding region runs from base 1 to 1593 and encodes 530 amino acids. The record is from RefSeq and is a predicted model, not a curated record. NCBI's taxonomy places the organism in Eukaryota, Fungi, Ascomycota, Eurotiomycetes, Eurotiales, Trichocomaceae.
AUGCCUGCUAUUAGUUCCGAGAAAGAAACAUCCGAUGUCCGCCUCGACAGUCGAGGUCAGAGGCUACUACCUUCAGUAAUCGAGCAAUUGGCCAGCGAUGUCCCGGAAAAGGCAUGGGCUUCCAUCCCCUUAUCCGCGGACAUCAAGGCCGGCUUCAAGGAUAUCUCGUUCCGGCAGCUAGCGAAGGUAAUCGAUGCACUGGCAUGGUGGAUAGAAUCCCGCAUCGGUCGAAGCAGCACGUUCGAGCCAGCGGCGUACCUGGGGAAUACUAUCGGCGGGCAUUUGGAGCUUCUGAACCAGACUGAUUGUACAAAAUUUCUCUACUCGAGUGGACCCAACGUCGAUGAGUUAAUCGACGCCAAGCCGGAUUUAAUCGCCUUCAAGAUUCCUGAGCUAGAGGAGCUUCUUGCCGAAAAAGAUGCCCCCAGGUACCCAUAUGACAAGUCCUUCGAGGAAGCACAGUUUGACCCAUUUAUGAUUAUACAUACAUCGGGGACUACUGGGAAGCCGAGGCCAAUUGUGUGGUCUCACAGCAUUUACGCGACAGUCGAUGCCCAAAGCAUUCCAGAAACCCUUGGUGGUCGGGAAAAUAUAUAUGCGCCGAUGGGAAGAUGCAAAAGACACUUCAGUACAAUGCCGGUUGCGCAUAGCUCCUCCUUUGUGCGGUUUUUGAGAUGCUUACUUCUGGGAGUCACGUUCGUGGUUCUACCGGGCCGCGCUAUUGGUACUGAUCCGGAGUCCAUUGCAAUUGUGGCCGAUGUCCUAGACUACGGAAAUGUUGAUGCCGCGCAUUUUGUUCCUGGAAUUCUGGAACUUCUGAGCAGGGAUUCGCAUCACCUAAGACGGUUAUCUAAGCUAGGAUUCAUAGGCUGGGGAGGAGGGCCGAUAUCAAAAUCCACUGGCGAAAUUUUGUCCUGGGGUUGCAAGAAUACAGUCUUCCACAACAGUCUUGGCAGCAGUGAUGGCGGUGCAUAUGUUACGUACCGGACUGAUCCAGAGGAUUGGGAGUACAUCUGCUACUGUCCGUACUCUAAUGGAAUAGAAUGGCGUGACCACGGAGAUGGCUUAUACGAGAUGGUUGUAGUCAAAGAUCUUAAGCUAUCAUUGUUCCAAGGACCUUUCAAGAUACACCCGAAGCUACAGGAAUGGUCGACAAAGGACUUGUAUUCCAAGCACCCAACGAAGCCCUACCACUGGCGACACGAGUCAAGAAUUGACGAUCUCAUGGUUUUCGCAAAUGGAUCCAAGUUUAAUCCGGCCAGACUUCAGUCUCUUGUCCAGGAGCAUCCAGAUGUCUGGUCUGCUGUUGUGACAGCCGGUUCAACCCGUGUUCGUGCAUCCUUGAUCAUCGAAUUGAGGGACAGCGAGAUAAACUAUGGCAAAAGAGAAGAAAUUUUGGAAGAAAUCUGGAACAUCGUCUUGAAGGUUAACGAGACUAGCCCAAUUCAAGGCCAGAUCUGGAAGUCUCUGAUUUUAAUCGCGCCUCCCACCAAACCAUUUCCUCGAGCGAGUAAAGGAACAGUUCAGAUUACCGCAACGGUCGAAUUAUUUAAAACUGAGUUGAAUGAUCUCUAUGAAGCGGCCACUGCUUGA